Cololabis saira (Pacific saury) is the source of this 1024-nucleotide messenger RNA. It is a transcript of the gene crygmx, whose product is annotated as crystallin, gamma MX. NCBI's taxonomy places the organism in Eukaryota, Metazoa, Chordata, Actinopteri, Beloniformes, Belonidae. The transcript has 3 exons. Gene Ontology annotation, biological process: visual perception; lens development in camera-type eye. Gene Ontology annotation, molecular function: structural constituent of eye lens. The record is from RefSeq and is a predicted model, not a curated record. The coding region runs from base 140 to 667 and encodes 175 amino acids.
UGUUGUGCGGUCUAUAGAGCUUACUGUGCUGACAGGAAAAAAGCUUUGUUCCGUGUUUACAAAGCCCUGAUCCCGGCGGGGUUUAUAAAGAGGUCUGGCACAGCCGUGCAUCUGGUCUGGUCUGAACUUAACAGUUACAAUGGGCAAGAUUAUCUUCUAUGAAGACAAAAACUUCCAGGGUCGUCACCAUGAGUGCACUAGUGACUGCUCUGAGAUGCAAAACUACUUCAGCCGCUGCAACUCAAUAAAAGUUGAUAGCGGUUGCUGGGUGGCCUACGAGAAGCCCAAUUAUGGCGGUUACCAGUACAUGCUGCACAAGGGAGACUAUCCUGACUACCAGCGCUGGGCUGGCUUCAAUGACUGCAUCCGCUCCUGCCGUAUGGUGCCACCUUACACUGGAAACUACAGGAUGAAGAUUUUUGAGCGGUCUGAUUUUGCGGGCCAGAACCUGGAGCUGAAUGAAGACUGCCCGAAUCUGCACGAGCGUUUCCACACACGUGACAUCUCCUCUGUUAAUGUCAUGGAGGGCUACUGGAUGCUCCACGAGCACCCCAAUUACAGGGGACGUCAGUACUUCCUGCGUCCCGGAGAGUACAGGAGGCACAGCGAAUGGGGAAGCAACACCCCCACCAUCGGCUCUCUGAGACGCGUCACUGACAACAACUGAUUCCCAGCUGUUUCUUAGUCCUGAGUCCUACUAUUUACAGUAGAUCUCCAUCCUCUUGUUUCGCUAAUGUCAGCACUGUUUCAGUGUGGUCUCAACACUGUGGUGUAUCAACCGGAGAUCUUACACUUUAAUGAUGAAUGGGGUUUUGGUGCGUCUGAUAUUGGAUUCUGGAUUUGAUAAGUUGCUUUGCGUUGAUUGGGGAAAGUUGUAACCCCAAUCAGUGCUCCAGCAAUGCUCAGAGUUUAUAGUGAUAAACCCUUGCUUUGGUCGCUCCACAGUAAAAAGUGGUUUUCCUUGCAGGUCCCCAACCUUCUGUGCUAUUGGAAUUACAAUAAAUGAAAACUUGAUGAAAGUCAA